Messenger RNA from Auanema sp. JU1783, 981 nucleotides. The record is from the annotation of a GenBank genome assembly. NCBI's taxonomy places the organism in Eukaryota, Metazoa, Nematoda, Chromadorea, Rhabditida, Rhabditidae.
AUGAUUGCCGGAAAUUGCUCAACCUCGGCAGCACUGUGUGUUCAAUUCUUAUCUCAUCUGGCAAAUGUUGUUGUGGACAAUGCAAUGCAAGGAGUUGUAGCAAAUGGUUCUGAAGUAUAUUAUCAGAAUCAACAAAUGCCGCCUCGUUUUCGUACCUUCUCAACGUUGCCAUCCUAUCCUGCAAUUCCUCCUCGUUUCAGCUCUUAUAACACUGCUGGCGCAAACAUGAAAGGACUGAACUCUCUCACUUUACAUCCUGGAUCUUAUGAACCAUAUCUCGCACCAAACAGUUAUCGUUUGUACAGCAUGCGUUUCUGUCCAUUCGCUGAAAGAACCGUCAUUUAUCUAGCCAAGAAAAAUAUUCCUAUCGAGGUCGUGAAUGUUAACCCAGACAAGGGUCCAAGCUGGUAUCUGGCCAAAUCACCUCUAGGACGUGUUCCAGCCUUGGAAGUCAACGGACAAGUGAUCUGGGAAUCGAAUGUUAUUGUGGAGUAUUUGGAUGAAGUAUUCCCCUCAACAUCAAUUCUGCCAAAGGAUCCAUAUGAGAGAGCUCAUCAAAAGAUUUUGCUCGAACGUCUCUCACCUUUGAUGAACGUCCUCUUCGACUUUUUCCGUAGUUCCGCUCCUGCUGCUCAAAGAGAAACAGAUAAAAACUUGCAUGCUGCCCUCCGCAACGCGGAAAGCCUGCUCACAGAUAGUUUUUAUGGAGGAAGAUUCCCAGGAUAUUCUGAUUAUAUGUUGUGGCCCUUCUUGGAACGCUUAGAGCUCCUCACUCUGACAUCAACAAGCCAGUUCAGAUAUUUCCCUGGCCUUCAUUAUCCAAAAAUGGGCGCUUACAUUGCCCGUAUGCAAGCUCAGCCUGAGGUCAAGUUCGCUAUGAGACCACUCUAUCAUCACAAGGGAUACGUAGAUUCAUAUUCAUCCGGCCGACCAAAUUAUGAUUAUGGAAGUUUCACUAGUGCCCCAACCCAUAUGGGAUGA